GGCAUGAAUUACAGUAUAUGAAUCCGUUCAGUACAAAAGCUUUUUGUUUCGCUGAGGUCUCAUCCCCGUGCAUCCCCGAUAAAGAAUCAUUACAUUCCCACACAAGCGCCCACCUUUGCAUAAGGUAAUCGAUCGAUAUUGAUCUGUCAUCCAUCAUAUCUGUCAAGUCCCCGCUCUCGCUCAGCGCCAUAGGACCUACACAUACCUUCCUCAGGCGUUCUUCACACACUGUACCUCGUUCCUACUAUAUCUACCAUGCACCGCGCAUUGCUAGUUGACGAAAUCCUAUUGAACAUACUUACUGCGCUACAGGAAGCAGACAGAUCAUUUAGCCAGCUCAACGCUGUCGCUCGGACAUGUCGGUUCCUAUCACCUCUGGCAUUGGACCUCUUAUGGUCGGAACUGCCGGACGUAAGGCCCUUGCUCCAAUAUCUGAAACCAAGGAUAUCAAAUGACCCUUGCUCAUUGGUGCCAUCAGCAUCUUUCCAACGCGCUGCAUCUCGUGUCCGUAAACUAUCAUGUCCCGUUCUUCCAUGCGGAAUUACCCAAGCAUCCCUUACGGAGCGACUGCAAUUUUUAAGCAUGAUGCGCACCACGACCUCGUUGUUUCCCAACCUUCGACAACUUUCGUGGACCGACACAGAUCGAUCGCGUUAUGUGUAUAUUCGACUAUUCUUGAGUCCUAUGCUGGAGUCGCUCGAGCUGGAUUUCUUUUUCCAUAAAGCUCCCGACUUUCCCUUCCUCGCCUUGCUGCCCAAACUCUGCCCCAACCUCCACAGCGUGUCAAUAAGCAAACAUUCCGUCAUAUCCUUAUCGGUAGACGAAGGCCCUUCUGCUGUUCGGAUGAUUUGUCAGCUGCCUCGCCUCACCACCUUAGAAUGCAAGGCGUCGACCAUCAGCGAAGCAGAUAUUUUGCACUUAUCUCAACUCAAGUCGCUCAUGACUUUAAGCUUGGGCAUCCCUUCGUGGGUAUCAAGCGACCAUGGAAACUUAGCACCGGAUAGUUCCAUGACAGCCAAAGACCGUGCUGAUUGUUCGUGGUUCAGCAACCUACGCAAUUUGCAUCUUCGCGCAUAUAACAUGCCAAUCAUUACAUCCUUCAUGAGACCUGGAUGCAGGCCUCUGCAGUCAGUCAUCUUCGACAUCUCCGAAGCACCGACCGCUGCUUCCUUAACAGAGUGUUUUAGCAUGCUUCAAUGGAGUCAAUACGACAAUGAAUGUGGCGCAAUGGGUUACAUCAAAGUUCGCGACGGCCUUUCAAGUGCUAUACUCGGUGUCUCCCAGCUUCUUCCCGACUCCAAGGUCAUCACAAUAGACGUGUUCAAGCCACUUUUCGCUUUCACCAAACUACGAGUUUUCGAUCUGGGCGUGUGCUUGUCAUUUUCUCUAGGUGACUCGGACCUUACGGCGAUGGCAAGCUCCUGGCCAGAACUUGAGGUCUUCUGCCUCAACGAGGGGCGUGGCUGGCGCUUGUCCGCUACUGAGCCUAGGUCAUCCAUCACCGUCCGUGGUCUCCAAUCGCUGUGCGCUCUAUGCCCGAGGCUUUAUCAAAUCGCAAUAGUCUUAAAUGCCCUAGAUCUCCCCUGUCCUACAACACCCCGGUCUAUGCACACCCCAAAGCGGGCCACACCUCUGGCUCGUAAUUUGGCAGUGACUCACUUAAGCCUGGGAGAUUCGAGAUUGGCCAAUCCACAUGAUGUUGCAUGCGCCUUGUCCAACAUCUUUCCUCGCCUGAAGAGAAUCAGUGCGUGGCAAUGUCCUUUGGAUACAUUGCCUGAGGGUCCGCAUCAUCACAGGUUGUGGGAAGAAGUAAACAAUAUCUUGCAGCAGCGUUUGAACAGCAUCUGAGAGAGCCUCUCUUUACGUUGACAAUUUGAAGCUUUCCCUAGCUUUCGUCAACCUUAAGCGAGUGCUCUCAUUGGUGGAGAGGACUACUAGCCUGAGUGUACGAUAGAGGUUACUGGCCUAGUCCAAACGGGGAGUGCAGUUUGGAUCAAACUGGCGCGCUUAGCUUUGUAGAUGAGGGAUAUUAGAGCGGUAGACAAGUGAUUAUAAAGGACCAUUAAUGUAGUUGCGUACAAGGACUACUUGAAUGAUGUUGGGUUAGGUGAUGUGUCGAUUAUCUGG
This is a messenger RNA of Suillus paluster, 2127 nucleotides long. RefSeq lists its product as uncharacterized. The transcript has 2 exons. Bases 256 to 1848 code for a protein of 530 amino acids. Lineage: Eukaryota; Fungi; Basidiomycota; Agaricomycetes; Boletales; Suillaceae. The record is from RefSeq and is a predicted model, not a curated record.